AUGGCCAACACUGGUGGAAAGAAACCCUUUUGGAAUUUAUCCGUAUAUAUCACUAGUUUAAGUACCGAAAAACCUGUUGAAGUGAAUGGAGAAACCUUUGUUGGUAAACUUAUGCUUGAUUUAGUUGAAGGACUUGACAUUUCGGCAGACUGGUCCGAUCAUGGCUUAUGGUGGCCGCAAAAGCGAAUGUGGCUGCUGAAACCUCGUUUGACUUUGGAUACUUGUGGCGUACAGGGAGAUGCGAAGCUUCAUUUCACACCUAUACAUAAAAAAAUCCGAGUUCAGCUUCCUGAUUUACAAUAUGUGGAAGUGUCUACAAAUUUUUCUAUUAAAGUGUUUGGAGCAGUUCAGGAAUUGUGCAAUGAACUCGGUAUUCGACACCCCGAAGAAUUAUGCUUGAUGAAACCGAAUUCCCGAAUGCUCAAAGAAGGCAAAAGAAGCGUACGAGGAAAGACCAAGAAGCGAUUGUCGGGUUCUUCGCUGAGCUCAGAUGAUAAUUUAUCCCAAAAUAGUGAUGAUAAACAAAGGGGUAGUAAAGAUAGUCUGACUCCAACAUAUGGUACCAUUCCUAAACAUGGUUACACAUCCAAUGGAAGCCUUUCACCGGGAUCAACAUCCCCAACUCCUAGCUCCCCAGCCUACAGUAGUUUAAGUCCUGAUGGGUCGUUUAAUACCAUAGAUAACACACAGUUGUCUACUAGCCCUCUCAUUCCCUCAACCGAAGCCGUAAAUAUGCUAUAUAAACCAAGAACUCUACAAGAAAAGGCCUACAUGAAUUCAGGUUGGCUUGACUCAUCAAAGUCCCUAAUGGAACAGGAGGUGCGAGAAUUUGAUACAUUGCUGCUGAAGUUUAAAUACUACACUUUCUUUGAUUUAAAUCCAAAGGUAGAUGAUAUCAGAAUUAAUCAACUUUAUGAGCAAGCCAAAUGGAGUAUUUUGACAGAAGAGGUUGAAUGUACUGAAGAAGAAAUGAUGACCUUUGCAGCAAUACAGUUUCAAGUUAAAAUACUUUCAACAUCACCACAACCUAAUGUAACUGAGGAUGAUGAUGACAUUGAUGCUGCCCUUAAUGAUCUGCAGGCAACACUUGAAGGAUCUUCACUGACAAACACCCCUGUUAAAGAUAAUCUCACUGCUGUCCCAGAAAUUAAGGAUUAUCUCAAUCUUAUCAAGCAGAAAGCUUUUGGAGUCAAAAAAAAGAAGCAUUGGUUCGUAUUUAAAGAUACCAUACUAACCAUGCACAAAAGCCAAGAAGAAUCGUAUGGACAGCCUCUUCAAAAGACGAACCUUAGAGGAUGCGAAGUUACCACUGAUGUUAAUGUGCACAAGGAUAGGUACCACAUAAAGCUGAGAUUACAAGAUGGUGAAGACUUGGAGAUAGCUUGUCAAACUGAGACGCAAUAUGCUAAGUGGAUGGCUGCAUUCCGCAUGGCAUCUAAAGGCAAGACCAUGGCUGAUGUGACCUACAAUUCCGAGAAAGCUGGCAUACAAGCUUUUUUGAGUAUGCAGCAUGACAAGGGUGAAUCUACUCCCACCAGCCCUGGACAGAUUCAAAUACAACCGGAAGAUUUUGUUGGACCUAGAAUGUUGAGAAAAUAUAAGCCGAAGCAGAUAGCUGCACGUAUUUUAGAUGCACAUACUUCAUUACAAAAGACAUCACUCGUAGAGUCCAAGAUGCUGUACAUUAGAAAGUGGCAGUCUUUACCAGAGUUUGGUACUUCCCACUUUAUUGUGAAAUUUAGAUCCGACAAACCAUCCAAGAAAGAGGAAAUCCUUGGAAUUGCUUUUAAUCGAAUCAUGAAAAUGGAUCCGAGCAGUCGCGAAGCCAUCAAAACUUGGCGCUACAGUGUCAUGAAAUCAUGGAAUGUCAAUUGGGAAACAAGAGAAAUGAUUGUACAGUGCGAGGGUGAAACUAUCGCUUUUAAUUGUUUAAGCGCAGAUAUCAAAUCCAUCCACGAGUUUAUUGGGGGAUAUAUUUUCUUGUCCAUGAGAAAAGACGUCAAUCAGCCACCGAGUGACGAAUUGUUUUUCAAGCUCACUGGAGGAUGGCUUUGAAAAAGUUUUCUCGGUUUCCGUUAAGACUUGACCACGACUUUACUUUACAUUUUUUGACUUGUUCAUGUCAUCGUGAGACUCGAAUAUAAGUUUUAUAUCACAUUAGUGUUGUAAGUGUAUUCCAAUAGGCCUCAAGCAUGAUGACGUUUUUUACCUACACUUCCAGAAUCCCUUUCGAUACCUUUUUUGUUACGCUAAUUAUCAUAGUUGUGGCUAUUCUCAAAGGAGUUUUAACACUUGAUAGCCCAGGCUCAUAGUUAGCGUUCAAUAACUGAAUCGAUCGAGAGACAGACAGACAAAGAUUAUAUGGGUACUUUUGAAUCCUCAUUUUUCUGCUCUAAAAUCAAUACAAUCAAAUAAAACUCUCACCGUGUGUUGUUGAUAUAUUGAACAGCCCCAUGGCUUAAUUUCAGCUCAUUUCAUUAAGGUUUAGAUGGCGCUCCCCCAUGUCAUGUUUUGUUUUGUGUAUAUCACCCGAGGCUACCCUCGAGAGUUUCCGAUUUUCCUCGGUCCAGGCUCUCUCGAGAAAAAAGCGGUUUUCGGGUGGCAAAAAAGUCAAGAAUCAAAAUGGCGUGCUGAGAAGCCGAAUUGUUAUACUCAUUUGGGGAUUGCUUCUCAAGAAUAAUGGCUUUGUUAAUUCUGUUAAGGUGAGAGCGUGACUCAGUUAUCUCUUCAAAGAACUGCAGAAGAAAGUAUUCAACUGGAAACAUUUUUCGGCAAAAUAAUUGGCAGAGUUCGACCUUUCGAAGGUCGUAUUUUCUGAGUCGUUUCCUACCUUCCUUCCUUUAGUGUAUAAUGGGGGAGCGUCAUCUAAACCUGAACCAAAUGAGCUGAAAUUAAGCCAUGGGGCUGUUCAAUAUAUCAAAAACAUACGUGAGAGUUUUAUUUGAUCGUAUUGAUUUUAAAGCAGAAAAAUGAGGAUUCAAUAAUAUCCAUAAAAUCUUUGUCUGUCUAUCUCCCGGAGCGUAUAAGGGUUCUUUAGGGUCUAUUGAAAAAGGGUUAUUUUAUUCAGUUGCGAUUGAAUACCUGAAAAAUCGUUUUGAAAAUUGGUUGUGGAUCCGACGUUGGAUUGACGAAGAAUUAAAAAACCUUUCAUGUCUUGGAUAUUAGAUUAAAAAUUCAGUGUAUUGUCAUCGGCUCCAUGGCAGUGACAUUUUACAGUGAAAGCAAAUAACAAAAGUAUAGAGGACGGUUUUAAGGACAUUUAAUGAUUUUUGAGUAGAAAGUAGUAGAGGUUGAUUCAUUGUGUGGAACCUAUAAUUAGCAAAGUUUGCGCUGACGUCACCUAUUGUAUACCAAUCAGAGAUCUAUCUACAAUCAAGAGGUCUUUGUUUUAAUGGUUUGCAAAUUUGAAUAAGAAAAGAUUCCUGAUGUCAAUGUACAUGUUUGUUAACAGCGAAUAUCGCUCAUGCAACAUUUCCAAAACCUAAACCUCUCCCUAAAUUAACAAUCAAACGACAGAAAUGGCACACGAGAACAAGGUUUCUUAACAGCGAUGUUGCAGUGAGAAAUUUUUCACGCAAAUGUGUUAAAGAGAAUACAAACUGAAUAGUGCAUUCCAAGACUGAAGGGCAUUGUGGGGCUCGUUAAUUUGAAAUAAAAAGUAAAUAUACAGCAAUUAACUCAGUACAUGUAGUUAGUAUAUUGUUUCAGAUGAAAUACACUAAACAUAGAAUAAAUUAUUAUUAAUCCUACUUUAGACAAUGUCACAAUGACCUACAAUGCACUUGGGACUUGGAAUGCACUAUUCAGUAUGCAGAAUUCAGUAUUCAAUAUUUGUUGAAAUAACUGUAAACAAACGGAAAGCAAAACGACGAAACCAAUAUAGAACCAGACUGGUACUA
Messenger RNA from Actinia tenebrosa (Australian red waratah sea anemone), 3899 nucleotides. Its product is annotated as fermitin family homolog 2. Gene Ontology annotation, molecular function: integrin binding. NCBI's taxonomy places the organism in Eukaryota, Metazoa, Cnidaria, Anthozoa, Actiniaria, Actiniidae. The record is from RefSeq and is a predicted model, not a curated record. Gene Ontology annotation, biological process: integrin-mediated signaling pathway; cell-matrix adhesion. Gene Ontology annotation, cellular component: cell-substrate junction.